Molecule: messenger RNA, 1732 nt
Organism: Impatiens glandulifera
Lineage: Eukaryota; Viridiplantae; Streptophyta; Magnoliopsida; Ericales; Balsaminaceae
Product: transcription factor TCP7-like
Exons: 1
Coding region: 224-976 (250 amino acids)
Cellular component (GO): nucleus
Molecular function (GO): sequence-specific DNA binding; DNA-binding transcription factor activity
Source: RefSeq, a predicted model, not a curated record
AGAUGGUGAGCUGUGUGAAAUUGUGAUAGAGAAUGGGUCCCAUAACCCAUGUGCCCUCUUCCUGUCUCCACCAGCUCCUGCCGCUCAAUGAUUAGAGUCUCUGUUCCCCACUCUUCCCUCCAUAGCCUUUCUCUUCUUCAUUCUUCUUCGCAAAACUCACCACUUUUCGAUUCCCCACCCAGAACCCAACAAAACCCUUACAAUUAAGUUCAUUUCUGUCCAUAUGUCAAACGCCGAUACUCCUCCUACUACCGCCGUCUCAAUUUCCGACCACCAUCCUCAAAGACAACAACAAGUCGCAGGUAAUGGAACUGUUAAGAAGCCACCUGCAAAGGACCGACACAGUAAAGUCGACGGCCGAGGAAGACGCAUCCGCAUGCCAAUCAUCUGUGCUGCACGUGUCUUCCAGCUUACACGAGAACUAGGUCACAAAUCAGACGGCCAAACUAUCGAAUGGCUAUUACGUCAAGCAGAACCCUCGAUAAUAGCUGCUACAGGAACUGGAACUACUCCAGCUAGCUUCUCAACCGUUUCACUCUCCGUUAGAAACUCUUCAAACCUAUCAAUCUCUGCUGCACUUGAUCAGAAACCCUCUCACCAGUUGGUCACCGCGGCUGCCCCUUUUAUCCUUGGAAAACGUUUACGCUCCGACGAUGAUACCAUUGACGGUGGUGGGGUUGGAAAGGAAGUCGACGUGGUGGGUCCUGGAUCAGCUGCUGGAUUCUGGGCUUUGCCAGCUCGGCCUGACUUUGGUCAGGUUUGGAGUUUUGCUGCGCCGCCGGAGAUGGUUGUACCGACGCCACAACAACCAAUUUCAGGGAGAUUUAUUCCGCAUCACCACGCAGCUAUGACGGAUGCAUCGGCCGGGAGGGUUGCUAAUUAUCUUCCUAUAGCUCAGGGCCAUUUGAAUUUACUUGCUUCCUUAUCGGGUGCUCCGGCGACCUCUUCAGGGAGAAGAGAUCAUGAUCAACGCUGAAAGUGUGGUAACAAUCUAGUUUAAUUAUAUAUAUAUAUAUAUAUGUUGGUUAAUUUGUGUGUGAGUGAUGAUGACAAUGAUAUAACCUAGAGAAAGCUUCUGUAGAAAUUUUCUAGGACUAGAGUUUUUGAUGAACCCUUAGGCUAGGUUUUUUUUUCUAUUACUUUGGAGGGAUUAAGGUUUCUUCCAAAAAUCUGCCUUGCUGCAAUCAUGAGUAAUUUGAAUUUUUGGCAUAACUGGGACAAACAAGAACCAAUCAAACUGGGAUAUGUUCUAUGAAUGUGGACCCUUUAUUGAGUGAAGAUUCAACUGGUGCAGAAGAAGUACUAUUGGGGAAGAAAAAUUAACCCAUUUAAAAAAGUAUGCAUGGGAUUUUUGGUUGACUGUGAAAUUUAUUAUUGAAAGAUUAUAUCAAAUUGGCAUGCAAUUGGCCGGGUAGAUCCAAUUCUGUCACCCAAUAUCCAUAUAUAUAUGGAGUUGUUGGUGGUUUGUUUACUCGCGGUUGAUCCAUUUUUCAAGGUUCUUCACCUCGAUCUCUCAUGAAGAGAGGUUUUCUUUCUUUCUUUCUUUUUUCUUUCAAAGUGUGUUGUGAAAACUCUGGUUCAUUUCCAGAUCUAUAUAAUUCUUAUGGGCAUUUUCAUUUGAAUAGGUAUUCCUUUGAUUGUCAUAGUGAUAAAUAAACUAGUGGUAAUUUCUCUUGUAUCUGAAUUGGAUUAUUUGUGGGUGACUAUUUAAUAAUAAAAGCCCAUUUCUUCA